Messenger RNA from Ceraceosorus bombacis, 1937 nucleotides. The record is from the annotation of a GenBank genome assembly. Lineage: Eukaryota; Fungi; Basidiomycota; Exobasidiomycetes; Ceraceosorales; Ceraceosoraceae.
AUGAGCAGUGGUGCGUUGCAGGAUCCUGUUCUUGCUAUCAGCGCACAUGUCGUAUUUGAGUCCCUGGCCGCAUUCUCACAUCGCCCAGCGAUUGCUUUCACGUCCCUAGUCGCAGGCCCUUCGCCCCUUGUCGACUUCAUUGCCGGCACUGCAGGAGGUUCGUUCACUUUUCAUGCUUGCUCAGUUGGCCUGGCGCAAGUCUCACAUCGCCCUCUCGAGUACAGGCGUUGGAUCCUUACUUGCUGGUCAUCCCUUGUGCGUCGUACGCCUCUGUGUCAGUCUGCGUCCCAUCGCUUGCGAGCUGACAUGAUUUACGACAUGUCGUGCUCGAUUGCAUUUGCGUAACUUGCUCUCCAAACACCAGCGAUACUGUCAAGACCCGGCUGCAGACUCAAAGCUCCGCAGCACAGGCAAGCUACGCGGCUCCUGCGUUUCCUCAAGAGGGCGCGCACGAUGGGUCUGCAAGGAGGACGUACCGGUCUGCGACGCAUGCCUUUCGGGUCAUUGUGCAGGACGAGAAGGUAAGUCUGCCCCAGUAAACGGCGGACAUAUGAGAAAAUUCCGCUCACACGGCUCGUCCAUUCAGCUAUUUGGGCUUUACAAAGGUGUCACGUCGCCGAUGGUGAGAGAUGACCAAGAGCCAAAGACCAUCCAGCUGACUGGACCACUAAGCUACCCUCGACGAAACGCUCUCCCCACUAGCUUGGCGUCGCCGUGAUGAAUGCCUCUGUCUUCGGGGUGUACGGCCUCGCGAUUCGCUGUCUACAAGCCAGCGCUCUUUUCGGCCAUCGGGACGAUGCAGAGGGAUACCCGGCAGAACCAAGCCUUGCUCAAGUGUUCCUUGCUGGCGCUGCAAGUGGCGUGAUCUCAGCGUGAGUCCAUUUCUCACGCCGGCGUUCGAGAUACACUCCUGAUGGCCGAAACGCCCGUUGCAUCGGCGCUGACCUGGUUGGUCUUUCUCGUGGCUCCAGGCUCAUCACCUCCCCCAUCGAACUGGUAAAGAUCAGGGAGCAGCUUGACUUCACACCCAAAGCGUCCUCGUCCUCACAUGCUUUGAGACCUUCGUCAACUAUGUCGGUCGUUCAGGCGAUUUGGAGUGAAGGUGGCCUGCGAGCGAUAUAUAGAGGUCUCGGGGCCACCUGCAUUCGUGAUGUGAGGGCUGUUCCGUUCUUGCACGACCUCUUGACACUUCAGAUGGCUCACAUGACUGCUUUCAACUGUCCGCGCACAGGUAGGCUAUGUGAGUGAUAGAAUGGACGACCUCUACCAGCUUUCCAGGCUAAGAACCGACUCUCAAAAUUGUGCCUUUCAGGGCCCUUACUUCUUCGUGAGUGUCGCCUUGACAGCCAUCGUCGUACCUGCCUGCCAUGUCUUUGACCCAAAUUUGGGCGCAAUGGCUUUUGGCAUGAUUUCAUUCUUAGACAUACGAGUACCUCAACCGUUGGAUCCUGACGACUCAUGAUCGACCCCUGCACGGCUCAGCGCUCGAAGGCUUGAGCAACGUGGAAUUAGCCUUGUCCGGUGCCAUCGCCGGUAUCGUCGGGUGGAUGUCAACAUUCUGGGCCGACACUGUCAAGACGAGAAUACAAGCGUCCAAGUUGCCCUUGCAAGCACGAGCUGGAGAUGCUGGCGUGGCAAGUGCAGACAGAAUGCGGCUUUGUGGAGGCGAACAACAUUCUGAGGGUUCGGUUGCGCAUGACCGAUCGCGCGGUUUCAUGGCGCAAGCUCGAUGCGUACAUCAAGAGGGCGGAUUGAGAGGUUUUUGGAAAGGCGCAGGUCCGACAAUUCUCCGGUGGGUCUCGCAACUCUUGCUGAUCUCACAGCAUAGGCAUUGGCCCUGACUUCUUGUCCCAAUCGGCAGAGCCAUACCCGUCAAUGCAACGCUCUUCAUCGUCUACGAGGCUACCAAGGACGCGCUCAUUAGUUGGGGAAUGUAG